AGCAAAUCGAAAACGCCAUUAGUUUAUGUCACAUACACUAGAGACUUUUAGCACUGGUGGUGAAUAUUAGAACGCAGCCAUUAGAGGAAAAAAAAUGGCACAUAUAUCGAUUACAAAGGUACAUAUAUCGUCACAUCAAUAAACUCUCUUCGUUCUACGUAAUGAUUCCAUUUUGGCUACUCUGAGCCUCAAUCGACAUGAGUUUAUACGAGGAUUUGGCAAAUUCAACAAGGCUAUCGUAUUUGUCGAUAGUAAAAAUUUUCCUGGAUUUUCGAACACAUAACCUAUUGUCGGAUCGCUUUUGAAUUGUGUCAUCAUCCUGAGUUGUUUGUUGACUCAUCGUACACACUCGUAGCACAUUCCAAAGAGAUUUCAUCUCACUAUAAUACGAAGCGAUUAGCGAAAGAAAGUCACAAUGAUCGCGUAUCUAUUAUUCUUCUUCGGUGUUUACUUCACGUGUGCCCAGAAGUAUGAAGGUUGUUUCCGCAGCUCUGUAUCGGACCCCGAUUUACCUUCUCCGAUAUUUGGAUAUCCGAGUGCACCCUUCGACUGUGUCCGAAAAUGUCGUUCUUUGUAUUACAUGUUUGCAGGAUUAAUGAAUGGGCAACAGUGCUACUGCAUCAGCAAAUUCGGCAGAAACGGUCCAUCAAACAGCUGCAAAACUUCAUGCGUCACUGACCCUACUAAUUACUGCGGCAGUUCCGAAGCGAUGAGUGUCUAUUCUACUGGUCAGCAAGGGCCAAGUCCACCGAGGAGGAUACACGUCACUCGCGAUGGUAUAGAGGCUCUUGCAGUAACGUGGGAGCCACCUGAUAUUCCCAAUGGCAAUGUUACUUUCUAUACUCUUCGUGCUGUCGCCGUCGAGACACACGCGAGUAACAUCUUACCGCCUGUCGAAAGUCAGGUUCAAGGAGGAGCAUCGAACAAUACAAUUCUAAGAGGUCUCCAACCUGGCACCAAAUACAACAUAUCGGUUACCGCCAGCAAUGUACAGGGACUCAGUGAUGCGACAUACACCGUGGCUUGGACUGCGAUAGGUCCACCUGACAAACCAGCCGUGCCUGAAAUUAUAGAACACGGUAGUAGCACCAUUACGAUCGUGCUCACUGAGGGUCACAGUGAGUACGGGCCGAUUAGCGCGUAUCAAGUGGUGGUUGUUCAAGCUGGCGCUAUAUCGCCUGUCGGCUCCGACGUCGAGUAUUUAAGCUACAAUAACGCAUUGCAGCAGGGUCAAAAUUAUUACGUUACCGCACAGUUCGAUCCAUCGGACUUUCACAUGUACAAGAGAUUCACCGUAGGCGACGGAAAACUCAUCGGAGGCUAUUACAACGCUCCGUUAAAGGACGUCGUCUCCGCGCAAAUCGGACUGUCCGUGAUUUCGCGAGUGCGAGCGGAAAUACAGCGUUCUUAUUCCGAUUUAACCGGUAACGCGUUCACCGGGAAAAAUACGCGGCACGUGGACGCUCAAAUGGACUCGACCGCUCUCGUCCUUUGCAUAGCGAUCACACUCGUGACUAUAUUGCUCGCCGCCUCGAUACUACUGUAUUUCGUAUUACGACGCCGGCACGAGAGAUUCCACAUGCGGAAGUCGCCGGAACAGCAGGAACUCACGUUGCAGGGACCAGUGCACGAGGUGGAUAACAUGGGUUAUAUACCAGACGAUAUUCCCGAAAGAGUGAAUCACUAUCAGGAACUGAAGAAGAAAGUGUGGAAUAUACCGCGAAACGCUCUGUCCAUCGAUAAUCUGUCCACCGUACGUAGAGGACGAUUCGGUACCGUUCACACGGGGACCAUCUUCGGGAAAGACGACAUAUCUCGCCCGGUAACUGUCCACACCAUAGCCGAUGGCGCGUUAAGAGGAUCCGAGAAGAGGCAUAUGUUGCGAGAACUGGACGUAUGUAUCCGAGCGGGUACCAUGAAGUAUCUCGCUGGCCUUGUAGGAACCUGCGAAACUUCCGACACACUCUACGUCGUACACGAAUUACCGCCGCGUAUCUUGAAAAAUUGCUUGUUGGACGCGCGAUCCAGCACGGAUUCAUUCCCGGUGGAUCGAAUAUUAACCAUCUCGUCCUCGAUUGCAACCGCUUUACAAUAUCUGGCGAGUCACAAAGUCAUACACACUCACCUGUGCGCGCGAAGCGUGGGUCUAUCCAACGAUUGGACACCCAAACUCAUGGGUCAUGGUAUCGCCAAGUAUAGUUUAGAAGACAUCAAGUACGCCAGAUGGACGGCGAUCGAGUGUUUCGACAACCGGAAGAAACACCAGUCGGGCGUGAUCUGGGCAUUCGGAGUACUUUUAUGGGAGAUGUUCAGUAUGGGCGGUACACCGUAUUCAAAUUUCACGCUCGACAGCGAAGUAGAGGACGCAAUUACGCGAGGUAUUCGAUUAUCGCAAUUGUCGGAUAUCCCGGAUCCAAUCUACGAAGUCAUGUCAUCCUGCUGGCGGAAUGAUCCUGAAGAGCGACCAACGUUUGAUGAACUCACGCGAUUGGAUACUUUGAGUAUUUGUCCCAUCACUGCAAUCACAGAACCGUAUGUACCGGAAUUGGAGUUGAAUUAGCAUUCUUAACGUAUCUUUACGUAUAUUUUAAGUACAUUCGCAUUCGAUGACGCGAGGCCUCGAUUUCCAAAAUAAUGUAAAUAUCGUACAAUGUUCGCUCAUAGACUUAACGAAUAAUAUGCAUUUAUCGUUACCAAUGUACACAUAUUUUUAGUAACAUAUCUACGUAUUGACAACUUUAGUUUUCAUUAGAGCGUAAGUUAAUGUAAAAUAACACUAUAAAAGUGUCGACGCGGUUUCCGUCCAUUCUUAGCAAGUAGCUGAAGCGAAGGAGAUUAACGUAGUCAAGUGAAAAAGUUAAGGAAAAGUCAUAAAACGCGCGCGCUUGAUAAAAUAAGCCUUUUUAUUUUUGAUAUUUUUAUAUCGCAUUUUUUCCUCCUUUCUUUAAUUGACUCAGGCUGACCUGAUUUUAUCGAUUUACCGAUUAAGAAAAAGAGACGAAUUUCUCCCCAAUCAAUUAUAUGCCGAUAUAUUUUUACCUGAGAAAUGUGUAUUUAAAGAAAUUUAUUUAUAUUUCAAAUUUAUUUGUAAAUUAGUGUGAGAGUAUCCAAAGUAUAUCAUCGUGGCAGGACUUCCACUUUUUUCAACAUUAUACUUGGACACAUAUGUAUCAUAACUGUCGAGUGAUACUCACACACACAUUUCAAGUACAAAUAUAUUAUCAAUAUUCAUAUAUGUAAUUGUGUAUAUAACUUUGCGUGAACAGCGGAAAUUGAUUAUAAUUAUGUUGUGAAGAUGUGAUUAUUUCAAGUACUUAACGUGAUCUAAUGAAUCUCUUAUUCGCGCGCAUGAUUCGUGUCGCGCGCAAAUCAUUCAAGCUAUUAUGCUAACAUUUUAUAUAUCUGCCUAAUUAUUUUUUACUGAAAAUACGUCCUUUUCCUUUGGUAGAAAGUUACAUGUAUACUUUGUACGUUAUACAAAAGUGUCGUUGUAUUGUAACAAAAAUCGAAAAAAUCUCUGAGCAGAAAAUACAUUUUUAUACGCACUCUUCUAC
This is a messenger RNA of Dinoponera quadriceps, 3554 nucleotides long. RefSeq names its product putative tyrosine-protein kinase Wsck (gene Wsck). Lineage: Eukaryota; Metazoa; Arthropoda; Insecta; Hymenoptera; Formicidae. Gene Ontology annotation, biological process: protein phosphorylation; cell surface receptor protein tyrosine kinase signaling pathway; multicellular organism development. The record is from RefSeq and is a predicted model, not a curated record. The coding region runs from base 416 to 2560 and encodes 714 amino acids. Gene Ontology annotation, cellular component: signaling receptor complex. The transcript is spliced from 4 exons. Gene Ontology annotation, molecular function: ATP binding; transmembrane receptor protein tyrosine kinase activity; protein binding.